Lytechinus pictus (painted urchin) is the source of this 4957-nucleotide messenger RNA. RefSeq lists its product as uncharacterized. The coding region runs from base 445 to 3273 and encodes 942 amino acids. The record is from RefSeq and is a predicted model, not a curated record. The transcript is spliced from 5 exons. NCBI's taxonomy places the organism in Eukaryota, Metazoa, Echinodermata, Echinoidea, Temnopleuroida, Toxopneustidae.
GACGAUCUCUCUGUUCAUUUGUCUGCCUGUCUCAUCGCUCUGUUAGUUUUUACUUCACCCCUUCUCUCUUACACACACACACACACGUCGCGCACACCCACACUGUAAAACAACUCCACCCCCACAUACACUCUCCCUCUCUUACUACUUUUCUUUCCAUUCCUUAUUUCUCUUGAAUGUUUAGAAAACAAUUUAUCACACGAACGCACCGGAAGAGGAUGUGAUUUCUGUCCUACCUCAUCUCCUCCCCACUCGAGAUAAAUUAGUUGAAUAGGCCUUACAAACAGCAGUUACCUCUGAAUACACUGAGGUUAUUAACUGCAUGAAGAAAAAACACCAACGUGUGUUGUUUAAGAAAAAAUAAAUAAAUGUAGCUCCGCGCUGAGCGCAUAUGAGCCACUGUGGAUGUUAAUAAUUUUAAGUCUUUAGGGUUCCUUGAAACGAAUGCUGCACGACAACAUGACUCUCCUUCAUAAUCCAGGAAGCCUCGUGAUUUUAAUAACAUAUGGACUGUGUAUUUUCCCGCCUGCGACAUCAUCAGAUAAAGACUGCCUACCCUACUGCACCUAUGUCCUCGACAAGAACACAACCCCAAUCGACAUCACAACUCCAGGUUAUCCAUCAAACUACCCCCAAGACGUCAACCUCCUUUGGACAUUUCAAGCGCCCUCUGGAUGCGGUCUGUCGCUAACCGUCAACGACCUAGAGCUGGCAACAGGGGACACCUUCAGAUUCGGACAACACAAGGCCAAGACCCAAAUGUACGAGGCAGAUGACGAUCUCGAGCGUGUGGUCAAUAGCACGUUUUCGUUCGCCACGAACGAGUUGGUGUGGGUGACAUUUUCUUCGGACAUCGACAAUGUCACCGACAGGGGAAUAUGGCUGACAGUUGCUGUCGAUCCAGAUCCCACCGACUUACCAGACAUUACUCCAAUAAUGGACUUUAAGUCACCUGUGGCUACAGACUUUAUGGAUCUUCCGUUAGUGUCUCUUGAACCAACUACCCGGAGACGCCUUGGAGUUUCAAUCCCAUUAGCAGUUGGGCUGACUCUGGUCGCGUUUGGCCUAGGAGUGGCGGUGGUGUGCGCCUAUCACAAAAAGAAGAGAUCUACGGCGAACGCCUCGACCUCCGACACCCGACCGCCUUUGGGGAUGUGCAACAAUCCUAUGAAUCACGAGAAACGAGACAUGAACCUGACCACACAUCAAGUAUCACCUGCUCUUGCACAAACAGGACCAAUGGAACCGGGUCUAAAGAACCACUAUUACGAGAUAGGAGAAGGCGAGUACAAUCUGUUGUUUGGUACCCCCGGACCGCAUGUGUACCAGGAAAUAUCCAAGAACCCACGCGGGAACAGCAAGAGGAGCGGGUCUACCGCCAGUUGUGACGGAAGCAAGAGGACCUUGAGCGCCGAACUUGAUGUCGAGUUCUGUGAACUUACGAACAUGAUUGAUAACAUGCUACACCCAGUUUCUAAGUCGCAGAGGUCACUCGGUGCGGGUAGUCUCGAUGGGAGUGGUUCCCAUCAUGCGAGUGCUGGGCAACGCUCCAGAGCAAACACGGCUGACAUCCCACGCGUUCGCCAUGCUUUUGUCACACCUGCACAAAAGCCAAACACUGUCUCAAGACCUCAGAUGCCGGUUCGGAAGUAUGCAAUAGGUAAAUUCGGUGUAAAUCCAAUGAACAUGAAGCUAAAAGGAGCUAGAAGUGUGGGCUCGAUACCUAUAUUUAUGGAAACCGAUAUCAGAAACGCUAACUGUGGCCAAUCAAAUCCUGGUAUUGGCCCUACGUACCAGCCUCUAAGGUCUACUGCGUCAAAAGCACACGUGGCCCCAAAUAUCCUGAAUAACAAUGAACAGCCUGGGUAUUAUGUUUUGGAAAGAGGGCCCCCUGGGACUAUUUCUUCUGCAGACUUAACACAGCAGGAAUAUUUUGUUCUGGAAAGUCAGUCUCCUGGAGUCAUAUCUCCUGUAGGCUCAUUAAUACUUUCUGACGGUGAAGGUUGGGAGAUUGUUGACAUUGUGCAUUCACUACCAGAGCAGCGUCGUCGGGCAAAUACGAGUGAUCAACCUCGCAAGCUGUCGGGGCAUUACACUGCAUUGAGAUCCACAAGUUUAUUGGCCACUCCCCAGGCUUCGCGGAAUAUAGAAGUACUGGACAAGCGCCUCGCCAAAAGUAAUCCUAACCUGAAUGCAGUCGGCGUCCAGUUGUGGAAUAACCUUCGUAAAAGCUCAGAAUCCUUGACGAAAACAUCACCUGGAUAUAGAGAUGGACUUCGUUCGUUUGUCUCAGAUGCUUUUAUUGAGGAAGAUGAAACAGAAGAAAAAUCCAUUUACCAACCACUCAGUAGACCUGCAUCUAUGGUGGAUUCACCACAAACUUCUAAUCCUAAAAAAGAAAAUACACAGGCGCCACAACAAUCGCAGUAUGAAACGCUUAGGAAGAACCAAACGCAAGUAAGGCCAGUUAUGGAAAAGGAAUCCAGAAGUUCCCAUCUUGUUAAUGGGGAUAUGAAAGAUGAUGGUGAAUACAAUGAGAUAGACAGUACCGAACAGACAUACCAACCUCUUAGUCGGCCUGCGUCCUUGGAAAACCUAACAUCCGGAUGGACUCCUGCAGAUGAAAUCACCUCGCCUCCUCUACCUAGUACACAGUACGAAAUGAAUAGGAAGAGUGUCCAGAUACGUCCUACCGUUGACGUGGUCCUCGGGAGGGAGCUUACGACUGUUGGGAGUUUCCAGCUUGUUUCUCCCGCGAGGCGCUCCGAUAAAAUGGCAAGUGCCACUAUCCAGAGACCCCAAACCGACGAAAAUGAUUACGAUGAACUGGACAUGGAAAACGGCGCAGAUGCAACGACUGAAACAAACCUAGGCAAUCUAUACAUUGACAUUUUGGACGAAUUCCAGGACGUCCCCACUCAGAUGGGAUUAGAACAUACUGCGGGAAACAAACGUUCUGGUGACAAGAAACUACAUAAGCUGCAUCAUCUUUCAAAAUCAUCAGGCACCAGAAACAGCCAGGAGACAGCAAGUUCCAUUGGAAAAGUCGAUGUUGGUCCUAGCCAACCUACAGGGGGCGCCACGUUGGAUAAACUAUCUUCAAAGAAUCGUCUUUCAACAACGUCAGGGGUAUAUUCAUCAAUAGGUCUGGAGGGAAGUGGAGACGAUCUGACUAACGGGGAAGGGAUUUACAGUGCAAUCAGUGGCGACAGCAGCGAUGAAGAUGACGAUAUCCAUGAGUACAUCAGUGUUGACGAUGUGUGUCCAAGAUAGUUCAAAACGUUAACAGAUCAACCCUUGACCCUUUAUCUCUCAUACGGUUCAAAUAGGUAUGAUAGACAACUUUUGAGCACAAAUAUCAGAAACUUUACUUUGAUAUCUGACAACGAAACGUUUAGACGGGACAUACUUAUCAUCAUCGUCGUCGUCCGGCAGUGGAAUGAAAUAUUGAGACUUCUGUCUUGGACACUGGUAUGAACAUGCUCAAGAGACCUAAACCAUACUUACUGUAUAUUUAUUACUCCUUGUUUAUGCCAAGCUUAUCCAGACCUAAGCUGAAUCGCAUAAAACAAAAAGCUGUACAGCGUUGACAUUUGAUAAAUUCGUGACAUUGACAAUCUUAGACAGUGUGUCAUAAGAAUUAAAGAGCGACAUGCCUUGCAAAUCGACUGUACGCAAACUAUAAUGCGUUGAUUUAGUUAUACGCUUUAUGGUUGACUUUUCUGUCUUAGCAACGAAUAUUCAUUAUUUUGAUGUGUACAGGUUUAUAAUUAAAGUAACAUUUUUUGUCAUUCAAAUGGCAGAUAGUUGCACACUUUCCUAUAUUUUCUGAACAUUCCUUAAUUCAUUUAUGUGGAAUGUGUGGGAAGUUGGUUCGUCGUGUCCUGAUUGACUAACCUUUCAUACUACCCAAUUAUGAUGUUAUGUGCAAAGCUUCUUUUCAUGACACUAUCAUGACAAUUCGAAAGAUCAAAACUCUGUGACGUUUCUAGAUAAGUUGGAAUUUUUAUACAUUAUUUUGAGUUUCAUUGUUGCUUUUUUAUUUGGAUCUACGCAUAUGAAAGAUAAAUUCAAUGGAUAUAAAGACAAAUGUAUGUCUAGAUUCCUCUUCUUAUAAGUAUUAUCCCUAGAAAUUUAUUAAAUGAGGGCUAAGGUAAUGAUUUAUUGAUCAUGAUGCAAUUUCUUACAUAGCAAAAAAAAAGACUUGGCUGAUUAUUGUACAUGAGGGGUGGGUGAUUAACACCCCCCGAUCUCGGCCAUUUCCCACCUAAUUUUACCAAGCUACCCGUAGCUUGAGGUUAGAAGUUGAUAACCAUGACAAUAUAACAUGUAUAAUGGUCAUUUUCAUUUCUAAUGGAAAGAACAAACUGAUUCGUCAAAAUAAAAAAUAAGACAGAAUUGGCAAUAAAUGUUUAAUUUUUGUAUGGUCAAAAUGACCAAGGAGCUUCCUUUCUCCUCGUGUGGUAGAAACUCCAGAAAUUUAAGAUCAUCAGACGCAUCAUUUCACUAUUCAACGAAAAAAAAAUCGAUUAUCGUGAACUGUCGAAAAUAUAUUUGUAAGAUUCUGAUCGCAUGACAUGUGUGGGAGUUGCUCAAAAUCACACCGCACCCCCAAAACUCUCAUUCUUUGAUGUGUUUCGGUCAUACAUUCAUUAAAAUGUUUUCAGCUCUUAUUAACGCAAAUUCGACCUCGAGCAGAAUUUGCCUUUUGAAAUGGAUUUUUUUUUUCAAAUACACUAAAUAUGUUCUGCAACUUCUGAUGUUUUCGAGAAUGGGACAUUAUAAAAAGGAGGUGUUGUAUAUAAUUAUGUGCAUUGUUCAUAAUUGUGUAUAGAAGGAACUAGUGUGUAUUAAAUGGAUAUUGUACUGAUAGAACAGUUUGAUUUAUGGUUCUUACAUAGCACAAAUAGAGAUGAACAUAUUGUGGUUAAGUAUGGCUUGCUUACCCCCCCCCCCC